This is a messenger RNA of Agrilus planipennis (emerald ash borer), 2063 nucleotides long. It is a transcript of the gene SrpRalpha, whose product is annotated as signal recognition particle receptor subunit alpha homolog. Bases 86 to 1954 code for a protein of 622 amino acids. Gene Ontology annotation, molecular function: signal recognition particle binding; GTP binding; ATP hydrolysis activity. Gene Ontology annotation, biological process: SRP-dependent cotranslational protein targeting to membrane. The record is from RefSeq and is a predicted model, not a curated record. Lineage: Eukaryota; Metazoa; Arthropoda; Insecta; Coleoptera; Buprestidae. Gene Ontology annotation, cellular component: endoplasmic reticulum membrane; signal recognition particle receptor complex. The transcript has 8 exons.
AAAAAAUUAAUAAAUUGGUAUACGAUUGGUACAGUAUAAUUUAAUGACGUGUAAUAGUUAAUUUAAACUAAUUUUAUUGUUAAAAAUGUUGGAAUUAUUUACAAUAUUUACUCGUGGAGGUGUUGUUUUGUGGUGCUUCCAAAACUCUAGUCAAAUUCUAAGGGAUUCAGUGAAUGCCCUAAUUAUGGGGGUGAUAUUGCAGGAAAGGUCUGUGAACUCCUUUGAUCAUCAAAACCUUACCAUGCAAUACAAGCUGGAUAAUGAAUUUGAUUUGAUUUUUGUUGUUGCCUAUCAAAAGAUUUUGCAGCUUUCUUAUAUAGAUAAGUUUUUAAACGACAUACACUUAGAGUUUCGUGAUAAAUACAAAAAUGAGCUUCUCAAUAAAAGCAUUUUUCAUACAUUCAAUUUCUCAAACAACUAUACUUCUAUACUUCAAACGGCAGAGCAAUGGGCCAAGAAACAAGCUAAAAUUCCUAAGCAAAUGAAAACUUUUGAAGAGUCUAAUAAAUCUAAGAAAACAGUGUCUUCAAUGAUAGAAAGGAAAGGAGAAGAUAAAACAAUUAAUAGUAAACCACAAAAGAAAAAAGGAGUAAAUUUUGCUGAAGUCCCUAAAGAGGAUAUUCUUUCUGUGAAAGAUACUAAAGCAAAUGGAUUAAUAGAUGAAAAUAUUUUGGCUGAAAAUCGUCUUAAAUUUGCUCAAAAAUUCAGUAAGAAAAAGGAGCCUAAAAAAAGCCCAAAAGCUGAGAAGGAGAAAGAGAAAGCAGGUAAAAAGCCUCGUGUAUGGGAUUUAGGGGGUUCAACUAAGGACUUGCAAACUUUAGAAAGGACUGUUGACAAGCCAGAAGAUAUGAAGAGUCAUUUCACUCCUGAAACUGAGAUUGUUGGUCAAAUGAAAGGAACAAUUAAAGAUUUAGAAGUUGAAUCAUCCAGUGAAGAGGAAGAAGAAGAACUAGAAGAUGUUACUCACCCAAAGAAAACGGAAAAGUCAAAAGGGGGCAUGUUUUCAUUAUUUAAAAGCCUUGUUGGAGCUAAAAAUCUAAAAGCUGAGGAUAUGAAAUCUGUUUUGGAUAAAAUGAAAGACCAUUUGAUUGCGAAAAAUGUAGCUGCUGAUAUUGCAUUAAAAUUAUGUGAUUCUGUUGCAUCUAAAUUAGAGGGAAAAGUGCUGGGUACCUUCGAAAGUGUUGCUGGCUUAGUCAAAACAACUUUAACUGAAUCUCUAGUACAAAUAUUGAGCCCAAAGAGGCGUAUUGACAUUCUUCGUGAUUGUAUCGAAGCUUCACGUCAGGGGCGACCUUAUGUUAUGGUUUUCUGUGGUGUAAAUGGGGUAGGAAAAUCUACGAAUUUAGCCAAAAUAUGCUUUUGGUUGAUUGAAAACAACAUGUCUGUUUUGAUAGCUGCUUGUGAUACUUUUAGAGCUGGAGCUGUGGAACAGUUAAGGACCCAUACAAAACAUCUGAAUGCUUUACAUCCGCCAGAAAGGCACGGAGGCCGACAAAUGGUGCAAUUAUAUGAAAAAGGGUAUGGUAAAGAUGCUGCAGGAAUAGCCAUGGAGGCAAUAAAAUUCGCCAAGAACAACAAACUAGAUGUUUGCCUUAUAGACACAGCAGGACGUAUGCAGGAUAACGAGCCACUUAUGCGAGCUCUUUCGAAAUUGAUUAAAGUCAAUGAACCCGAUUUGGUCUUGUUCGUUGGGGAAGCCCUGGUGGGAAAUGAAGCUGUUGAUCAAUUGGUUAAAUUCAAUCAAGCCCUUGCAGAUUAUUCUGCAAGUUCAAAUCCUCAUCAAAUUGAUGGAAUGGUUUUGACAAAAUUCGAUACAAUCGAUGAUAAGGUAGGGGCAGCUAUAUCUAUGACAUACAUUACAGGACAGCCGAUUGUUUUUGUGGGAACAGGACAGACUUAUACUGAUUUGAAAGCCUUGAAUGCUAAAGCUGUGGUCCAUUCUUUAAUGAAAUAAAAUGAUUUCAAUGUAUAGUUUUACAUGAAUUAAUGAUGUAUUUAAAAAAUGGUGUUAUUAGGUGAAGGAACAAUAGCAUAUUAUAUUAUAAAUAAAAAUUCCAUCUUUC